UUUUUCUUUGCCAUUCUGAUUUUAUUUGGAUCUUUAGCAAACUUUUUCAUCAUAAUGGUGAUCAUUUGUGACAGGACAUUCCACAAGGCUGCCAACUAUUAUGUGAUGAAUGUAUGUUUUGCAGAUCUGAUAAUCUGUGCUGUAAUAGGCCCAUAUAACUUAUAUACAAUUAUUGAAAAUCGUGAAAUAGCUGGAUGUGAAAUUAUGGGUACUUUAACAAAUUUAACAUUGAUUACAUCAAUUACGAGCCUGACUGCUGUUGCAGUUAACCGCUAUUACUUUAUCAAGCUACCCCUAGCCAGGUACUCAGCACUAUACAAACACUAUAAACUGGCAGCAUCAAUCAUACUUAUAUGGUUGAUCAGUGUAGUCCUUACAUUGCCACUAUCACUGACACAAACCCGGGGUGGAUUUGAUGAAUCACUUGGAAUCUGUGUGGCUUUGUUACCCGACAACACAGUAUUUACAUACUUUUACCAGCUGUCAAUUGUAACUGUCACUGGUUUACCAGCUAUCAUUAUAAUGCUCUUCUGCUAUUACAAAAUAUAUAAGAUUUUUAAGCAAAGCAUUGAAACUGUUUCUCACACACAAACAAGACAAAACAACAGUACAAAGGAUAAGUACAAACUCAUCAGAAAUCUUUUCAUCAUUACGAUACUUUUUACAAUAUGUUGGGUCCCAGAGUUUAUCACCACAGUUCUGGAUUUUAGAAUGGAUUUCCCAGCACUUGUAUUUCAGAUAACUGGCAUCUUAGCACAGAGUAACUCAAUCAUAAACCCCUUUACCUAUGUGCUGUUGAAUAAGAAGUUCUUCAAUGUGCUAGUUAAAAUAUUGACAUGCAACCGAAAAUGUUGUUUCAAGACAGUGAGGCCACCUAUUGGUGGUACAACUAAGUUAGAUGAUAGCCCAACAGCCACAAUUCAGAAUGUAUCUGCUUAAAAUAAAGUAAAUGGAAAUGGAAAUUAUGAUGACAUUUACUGGACUUAAGAUGUGAAGAAAUAUCACAGAAUUAAUUGAAUUUCUAUAAAUUAGCUCUUGAAUAUAGAUACCACCUAGAUGAGAGCUACAAGGACUUUACUAUAAAUCAACAUUGAUGCCAGAAACUUCAGAUGGGAAACUUCAAGCAGGCUCAAAGUCAGAAGCAUUUGUUCAGUUAAGUAAUUAUUCAAGUAGAAGUGGAAUGCAAAUAUUGUAAAUGAUCAUUCAAUGUCUAUGUCAAUGAAACAAUUUGUUCACAUAGGGGUUUAUUGUAUAACAUUGCCUCAACAGGGCAAUUUAAUUUCCCAAUAUGCGUAAAUUUGCUAUUCUAUAAAAAUCUAUAAUAGAAUCCUUUCAAGGUAUUACAUCUCCAGUUUUAUAACAGAAUUUCAUUUUUGAUUAUGUUGAGUCUUUUGAUUUUGAAAUAAAAUUAGUUA
Molecule: messenger RNA, 1415 nt
Organism: Owenia fusiformis
Lineage: Eukaryota; Metazoa; Annelida; Polychaeta; Sabellida; Oweniidae
Source: the annotation of a GenBank genome assembly